GCACAGAAUAGCACAGAUUUAGCAGAAUAGCACAGAUUUACCGCUUCUCAGAAUUGCUUUCAAUGAAAACGACAGAUCUAUAACUCAGACUUUGACGUGAAUUUGGUCACAUUGUUAUUCAUAGCUAAAAGAAAGGGGAAGUCUGUCAGACACACUUGAGAGCUUAGAAACUUGCUACGCGAGGCUACAUUUUCUAAAUCAUGGGCAAACUGUCUGUCUUUUUGUUUGUUCUUUCCUUUUGCACCAUAGUCAAGUCAGGUUCAGGAUCACAUUCUCUGUGGGCACUUGCAACAUAUAUAAGUGGAGAGACGCCUUUCCCUGAGUUUACGGUUGUGGGGAUGUUGGAUGAUGUUCAAGUGACUUACUAUGACUCCAACAUGAAACACUUCAUCUACAGGGGUCAUAACACCUCAGACAAAAUACAUGAUGACGAAGCUCAGGAUGGAGCUUAUGUAUUCGGAAUUAUGUACCACCACAUGAAAGAGAGAUACUUUCACCUAAAGCACCACUUGAAUCUCACGGAAGGUGUUCAAGUUCAGCAAAGAAUGGCUGGCUGUGAGAUGUUGGACAAUGGUGAACCAGCCCUGAUCAUGACAAAGAACAUUUUCAAUGCAGUUUUUGCAGAUCAUGCAAUAUAUUACAACAUGACACAUUUUACAUAUGAUGCUGGUCAACUACUGCAAGGAUGGGAUGGAAUAAGGCAAGCAUAUCAAAGAACUGUUUAUGAGAAUUUUUACGUUCCCAUUUGCAUCAGAACACUGAAGAGAUUCCUGAAGAGGGAGAAGAACGUUGUGAUGCGUAAAGUUCCUCCCAGACUCAGGUUGAUAAAGAAAGAGGUUUCUGGAGGGUUCCAGGUGAGCUGCCUGGCGUUUGGUUUCUACCCCCGCCACAUCAACAUGACCCUGCUGAGAGACGGCCAGCCAGUGGCAGAACAGGAGCUGACAGGGGGGGAGGUGCUGCCUAGUGGAGAUGGGACCUACCAGCUGAGGAAGAGUCUGGAGGUCAGUACUGAGGAGCUAAAGAAGAGACACAACUACACCUGUACUGCCUCUCACCUCAGUCUGGACAACAAGCUGGAUGUCAGUUGGGAGUCUGGGACAGAGAGAGUUCACCUAUCCACCCUCUCAGCUCUACUGGUGAUGCUGCUGGUUGUUAUUCUAUUCAGCAUUUUCAUUUGUGUCAAAAGGAGGUGGAGUAACACUGCCUCACAGUCUAAACUUGCCAACAUUGAUGCAACAGUGUCAGAGAAAACAAACCUUUCUUCAGUUUCUGAGACCUGAUACAUUUUUGGGACACUGAUGCACCUUUGUCAAUUCAGCUCAAAUCACAAUGAAAAUAUGACUCCCAGAGCACCUAUCAGAGCAGACACAAAAUGUAUGAAUGAUUCUGUUAUGGUCAGUCAAUCUUCCCUUACCCACAAUAAAAGAGUGUAAAGGAUCCGUUUGGGGAGACGUAACCAA
Oncorhynchus nerka (sockeye salmon) is the source of this 1460-nucleotide messenger RNA. Its product is annotated as major histocompatibility complex class I-related gene protein-like. The record is from RefSeq and is a predicted model, not a curated record. Bases 201 to 1280 code for a protein of 359 amino acids. The transcript has 2 exons. Gene Ontology annotation, cellular component: external side of plasma membrane. Lineage: Eukaryota; Metazoa; Chordata; Actinopteri; Salmoniformes; Salmonidae. Gene Ontology annotation, biological process: immune response.